Hippoglossus stenolepis (Pacific halibut) is the source of this 2832-nucleotide messenger RNA. RefSeq names its product dickkopf WNT signaling pathway inhibitor 2 (gene dkk2). The record is from RefSeq and is a predicted model, not a curated record. Gene Ontology annotation, biological process: multicellular organism development; negative regulation of canonical Wnt signaling pathway. The transcript has 4 exons. Lineage: Eukaryota; Metazoa; Chordata; Actinopteri; Pleuronectiformes; Pleuronectidae. Gene Ontology annotation, cellular component: extracellular region. Bases 390 to 1127 code for a protein of 245 amino acids. Gene Ontology annotation, molecular function: receptor antagonist activity; co-receptor binding.
UCACAAAGCAGCCGGCUGCAGGACCAAGGGCUCAGUCACAGACAGAGACAGAGUGGAAACCUCAUGUCAAGUCUCCUUCUGACCCUCAGAGCAUCAGCAUUUUAACAGAUUCUCUUAUUCAUUGUGUCCCUGCCACACACUGGGCUCUCUGUCUCCAGAUAACGAGGUCGAUGGCAGUCAUUCUUCUCAAUAUCUGAUUCCCAGGGACGAAAAGUUGGCCUCAUCACUACUACUCGUGUUUUGGAGUCGGGGGAAAAGUGACACAUGGACACUGCCAGGUCGCACACUUGUCAUUGAGAAACUUUUUUUUUGUGCCACAAAAAUCCGGCUUUUCAAGCAAUUCUAUAUAUUUUUUUGGCAUCGCAGUAUUUUUAAUUUUUUUAUCAAGGAUGCUCGUCUCUGCAUGGAAUAGAUGCUGUGUUGUGAUGUUUCUCGUCGCUGCGCUGAGGACGGGGACGUCCCAGGUAUCAGAGACUCGCCCGAAGGCGAACUCCAUCAAGCCGGGUUUGGUGGACGAGGCACCCACGACCGCUACGAACCGGUCCUCCACUGAGCACGUCGGGAUCACGAAGAAACAUCACAUCCUCACGCAGGUGUAUCCGUGCAGCAGUGACCAGGAGUGCACAGUGGGCAGCUACUGUCACAGCCCUCAACAGGCUCCCUCCCGCUGCCUCACCUGCCGCAGAAGGAAGAAGCGCUGCCAUCGGGACGCCAUGUGCUGUCCCGGGAACCGCUGCAGCAACUAUAUUUGUGUCCCUAUCUCAGAGAGUGUGCUCUCACCUCACAUCUCAGCGUUAGACGAGAAUUACAAACACUCCACUAAAGACCACAACUGGAAGAAGAGCAGCAAAGCACAAGCUAAGCAUUCUCUGAAAGGGCAUGAGGGUGACCCCUGCCUGCGCUCAUCCGACUGCUCGGAGGGCUACUGCUGCGCCCGCCAUUUCUGGACCAAAAUCUGCAAGCCGGUGCUGAGGCAGGGAGAGGUGUGCACUAAGCAGAGGAAGAAAGGCGCUCACGGCUUGGAGAUCUUCCAGCGCUGUGACUGCGCCAAGGGCCUCUCCUGCAAGGUGUGGAAAGACGCCACCUCCUCGUCCAAGUCCAGGCUCCACAUGUGCCAGAAGAUCUGAAGCGGAGGCAGCUGCUGUCGGCAUAGAAGCCUCCGUCUCCAUCUGCCAGGGAAAGUUUUUUUAAAGGAUGGGUUGUGGCUGUAUUGAAAAGGAGCAAAAGACAGAGACUAACAAGAGACAGAACAGACUGUGUGGGUUCAAGCCCGCUACUCAGCAAGCGCAGAGUGAAUGGGAAUGCUUUAAUGUGUCUGCUGUGAGUGUUUCAUCCUUGUAACCACAUACGGUACAAACAGGCACCAUCACACACACACAUAGUAUGUGACCUCAUAGCUUGAGAUCAAUGAGCUCAUGGUGUGUUGGCUCACAGUUACAACAAACCUUUCUACACAUUCUCGUUGACAUUCAGGGAGCCACAGAGUUAGCCAGUAGAUGCUGUGAUAGGUGGUGUUUCAAGAUGGAGGCAGUAGACGUAGCAGUUUCAUCAAGCUUCAGCUUAUAAUAACAAGAGAGGUAGACUAUUUACAUAGAAGGCAUAUUUUUUACUGCACAUUCUUUACCAAAGUCCAAGAUUGAAGUUUAAAUCAGACGAUUAAUAUCCUGCAUUUCACUACAGGAUCUGAGUUUUGCAUCUUUUGUCUCAUUCAGAAUCCCACAACGAGUAACAAUGUCCAGACCCCAUAAAUUCCGGUCAUAUCAUAUGAGGAACUAAUUGCAAACACUGUUCACUCCGGCUUGACUUGUGUGAAGAAUGGAAGAACAUUUACAUCGCAGUGAUGGGUUUCAUCUGGGGCAUUAGCUCCUCGCCCCAAUUUUUAGCCACAAGAAGAGCGAUAACGUUCUGUGUCUGUUGUGGAAAGCGCUUUUGAUCCGUCAGAUACAGCUGCAAUCUAUUGUGAUACAAAUGUGCGGGGUUAAAACAGUUUACGCCGAGGUAGUGCCCUGCUGCAGACUCGGUGGUUCCGAUACCAGACGGAGAAUGGUUCUGCUUUUCCAAUCACAUGAUUCAAGGAUACGAUGGAAGCGCAAUUUUUUCCGUUUACAAAGCCAGUAGGAAAGGACACGUGCAGAUUGAUUCGAUUUACAAACAUGCUUCAUAAACCUGACGUUUUCAAAGAGAAUUACAGGAUAAAUCAACAUUUUGUGUAUUGUUCUGUUUUUUUCAAAUAUGACUUGCAUACUUUCUUCUUACGAAAUACUGUUCAGUUAGAAAAACUAAGCUGGAGGUGAAGCAAUGCUUCUGUCGGUACCACUCCUUCAAACAACCACUUGUUACCUACAUAGUCAACAUUAUAUCACAUUCGCCUCCUUUUGCUUUCGUGUUGUUUGAGCAUCAAAUCCACAUAUUUUGUAACCAUUUGAAAUAUCAAUAAGCUCUUAUAUUGUAAAUAGAUUGGAAACAAUGAAAAUGUAUUUAAGAAUUGAUGUAUAUCAUGUACAUAUAAUAAAAAUAUGAAUCCUGAACAUUACAGCAAAAAUGAUCUAGGUGAGAAGAGUAAAGGGAAGAGACGGGACAAGUCGGACAGAUUCAAAAUAAUGUAGUCAUGAUAAAAGCUGUGUAUAGAGAGUAAAGGCGUGGGUAGCUAUGACUGAAGCAUUGAAAGGAUGGUUCCUUUAGACAAUGAAAAGCACAUUCAUUUCCAAAAUAGUCUGUGUAAAUGGUUUCAAGAAUUAUGUCCCACUAAAUAUUGUUUGUGUGAAUACUUCCCAUGAUUUUUUUUGUUUGUGUAUUUACAAUGAUGAAUGAAUAAAAGAAUGUAUUUUGUAA